UGUCUGUCUCUCUCUCUCUCUAAAGGUUCGGUCAGUCAUGGAGCAGAGUUUGGACACCUGCCCGAUAAUAUCACAGUUCUGGAAGGAGAGAGCGUCACUUUGAGGUGCAGGAUCGAGGAGGAGGUGACCCACAGGGCCUGGCUCAAUCGCUCCAACAUCCUGUUCACGGGGACGGACAAGUGGACGCUGGACAGACGCGUGACGCUGGCCAACAACAACGACAGCGACUUCUCCAUCCACGUGGACCGAGUGCAGGUGACUGACGAGGGCACGUACAUCUGCACCUUCCAGGCCAACAACAAGCCGCGCAUCACCUACGUCUACCUCAUCGUCCAAGUGCCGGCCAGAAUCACCAACAUCUCCAAGAGUCUGACGGUGAACGAGGGGGACAACGUGGUCCUCUUCUGUAUGGCUGUGGGACGACCUGAGCCCACCACCACCUGGAAAGACCAGGAGUACGGGUUAAUGAGUGAGGGCGAGUUCCUCGACAUCACCGAGAUCAAGCGGCAGCAGGCCAAGGACUAUGAAUGCAUCACCAACAACGGAGUGGCUCCGCCCGACCAGCGCAAGGUCAAAGUCACAGUCAACUAUCCUCCCAUGAUCACUGACAUGAAGAACAUGCCAGCACAUUUGGGUAAGACUGCCAUCCUGCGCUGUGAAGCCAUGGCGGUGCCACCAGCCUCCUUCGAGUGGUACAGAGACGACCACAGGCCUGUAGAGAGUGACAACACCCUGAGGAUCAAAAACGAGAAGACGCGCUCGCUGUUGCUGUUCACCAACGUGACAGAGAAACACUUUGGCAACUACACCUGCUUCGCCUCCAACCGUCUGGGAGCCUCCAACGCCAGCAUGCUGCUGUUUCGACCGGGUGCCAUACAGGGGCGAGGGACAGCUUUACGUGCAGGAGCGAGCGUCGCCGUGUGGUUUUCCCUCGUUGUCGUUUUUCUGCUGAAGGUGUAAAAAAAAGAAAAAUAGAAGAUCGAGCUCCAUCUGGAUUGUCCCUUAAAGUCAGCCCCCGGCCCCCAGCCCCGCCCUCCUUUAUCCCCGCCCCCGCCUUCUCCCCAACCCUCCCCGUACGGAAGGAAGAAGGAAAUGAAAUUCUUUAAUUACGAACCCAUCACUGUGAACAAAAAGAAUAUGCAUUAUUCCAGGAGCCAUCGCAUCACACACACACACACACACACACACACACACACACACACACACACACACACACACACACACACACACACACUCACACAGUGUCCUCGAGUCAACCCGAGGUCAAUUCAUCAUCAUCUCUCUCUCUCUCUCUCUCUCUCCCAGAAUGCCUUGCAGAUCAGUCUGACUCGGUACUCACCACCCCCACCUAGCUCCGCCCUCACAUAGUGCGUGUAUAUUAAUGAUGAUUGACAGAUAAAGGAUCGAGUGGACGAUUCAUCGUUGUAAAAUAUUUCACACAGACUAAAGACUGACCUACGAUGUUUGCCUUAUGGAAAUUACUUUACAUCCAAUCACAGUGUUAUUAUGGACGAUGAUGAUGAUGAUGAUGAUGAUGUG
Messenger RNA from Solea senegalensis (Senegalese sole), 1539 nucleotides. It is a transcript of the gene iglon5, whose product is annotated as IgLON family member 5. Lineage: Eukaryota; Metazoa; Chordata; Actinopteri; Pleuronectiformes; Soleidae. The transcript is spliced from 7 exons. The record is from RefSeq and is a predicted model, not a curated record. Gene Ontology annotation, cellular component: neuron projection. The annotation marks the transcript as partial.